AUGGCCUCUGGUGAUCUAGUGAAAAUUCUCUUGAAGACCAGAGUUUCCCGAUAUUUGGAGUGGAAGUCUUGUGAAGGAACUUAUGUGUAUCAGUUCCAGGAGGCCGGCCUGUUCUCGGGGGCAAAAUACAUCCACAAGGUGCCAGCCUCUGCCGCUGAUGGUCUCAAGUCCCCUUUGAUGGGCAUGCUAGAGAAGCCUCGAUUCAUCAACUUUGCUCAGUUCAUCAUGGGCUGGGAGGAUGACAAGCCUGCCACACACCAAGACAUUGACCCCAGGCGCCACACCAUGGCGCAGGUGUACCGGAAGUUUGGUCUCCAAGAGUCAACCAUCGACUUCAUUGGCCAUGCUGUGGCCCUGUGGCCAAAUGACAAUUACCUGAACGGACCCUGUGGUCCAACUAUUCAGAAGUGCAGGCUAUACCUGCAAUCAGUCCUGCAGUAUGGAGGUUCGCCCUUCAUCUACCCGAUCUACGGCUUGGGUGGUUUGCCCGAGGGCUUCUCUCGACUGGCAGCCAUUCACAGGGGAACUUACAUGUUGAACAAGUCUGUUGAUGGAUUUGUCUAUGACGAACAGGGCCGCGUGUGUGGUGUCCGGUCAGGGGAUGAGGUCGCAAAGUGCAAAAUGGUGAUUUGCGAUCCUUCCUAUGCCGAGCCGACCAGGACCGAGGUUAGGGGCCAGGUGAUCCGUGCCAUUUGCAUUCUUGGUGCUCCCAUCCCGGAGACGAAGAACCAGGAGGGCAAGCCUGCCCUGUCAUGCCAAAUCAUCUUGCCUCAAAAGCAGUUAAAGCGAAAGAACGAUGUUUAUGUCAUGAUGGUUUCGUGGGCGCACUCCAUUGCUGCAAAGGACAAAUAUGUCGCCAUCGUCAGCACUGUUGUAGAGACUCCAAAUCCAGAGAAAGAGAUUGAGCCUGCUCUGAAGCUGUUGGGCCCCAUCCAGUACAAGUUUGUGCAGAUCAGUGAAAUUCGGGAUCCAGUCACUGACGGCGCCGCUGACGGUGUUUUCGUGACAGCCAGCUAUGAUCCAUCCUCCCACUUUGAAGAUGCCUCCACCGAAGUGCUUGCUUUGUACCGACCUUGGGUGAGAAAGCAUCAGGGUCUGAGGGCCUCAGCAAGUAUAGAACGUGCAGAGUGUCAACAUGACCAGAUGCUGGAGGUGGCUUGGUACAAUGCCGCUACAGCUCCUCCACAGCCAAAGGAUUUGUCCACACCAAGAUCAAACCAGCCAGCUGGGCCAACAGCUCCAGAGUCUGAGAUAGAAGGCAAAGCACGCUGUGAUUCAUUCGAACCUCCAGGUCAAGAGAAAGGAGAACCAAAAGAAAGGAGCUUGCGACCGACAAAGGUAACGGUUUACCCACCUGUUCGUCUGGAGUCUGCGCCCUCCAGAGGUGGAGGCUACACUGACACACUGCUAAAUCGACCAAGCCCUGGCUACUUCACACCUGCUACCAGAUCUGUGCCACAGCCAGCCCAUGUUUUGCUGACUCCCCCAGCACCAGCCUCCAAGGUGACUGAUGUAACUCCACCUCAACCUUUGAGCGUGCCAGGAUCCCUGCCUCCCUGGACAUGCCUUUCUUGUUUGACAAGGUCUGCUGCACUUCCAGCGAAGGUUACUGUUCGGUGUAGCCCCCGCAGCCCAGCGGCUUGUGUUGUACCGCCUGAGAGCGUGAAGGAGGUCAGCCUGGAUAGCUCAAGUGGGACAAAUCCGGGUGCCACGCAGAAAGCUUCCACAGCUCGCUCAUCUUCACCAUCUGAACUUGAAUCGCGCUUGCGAGAGCUUGAGCGUAGACUCCAUGCCAAAGAAUCAGAGUGUAAGGAGCUCGAGCAUCACCUCACAGAGGUGAAGGUUUCUUUAGAAGAGCAGAAACAACGUGGAGUUUCUGAUCUGAAAAAGAGAGACCAGCACAUUGCGGAGCUGAGCCGCCGCAACAAAGAGCUCCUGGCUGCAGCAAAGAGAGCAGAACCAGAGGUCGUGCCAGUGAUCUCGGAUGGUGCUGGGGAAGAAGGCAAGGCCAAGGAAUCAGUUGCGACGGAGAGCAUAUCAUCAAAAGGGCGCAAAGAUAGCUUUGGAGAUGAUGCAAGCAUUGACAGGGACAUGCCCACGCUCGCGGCACUGCGGCAGCGUUUGUAUCCAAAGCCAGUUCCUCGGAUCGCUGUCAGCCAAGAGAGAGCCGUGAAAGCAGCGAGGCGGAAUACGCGGCAAGCAUGAGGCCCAGACCGAGUGCAUCCGAGUGCAAUAUAGUGCAAAGGAUUAUCAUUUCGAACCAGAACAAAAGCCUGGGAGAUCCUGGGAGCAAUGAUCCCAAGCAGAGCUUGUAGCUUGCGCCAAG
Molecule: messenger RNA, 2326 nt
Organism: Durusdinium trenchii
Lineage: Eukaryota; Dinophyceae; Suessiales; Symbiodiniaceae
Source: the annotation of a GenBank genome assembly